AUGGCGGCCUUCCUUCGCGAAGACACCCGCUUGACCUUGGCUGAGAAUGCCCACCUGGUCAAGUCCCUGCGUAGCCACCGCCGGCUUCUCGCUCCCAUGCAAAUGUGGGUAGCCCAGAACAACGCAGUGCAGCUUGGGCCAACGACGUUGGUUCGAUGGCACCAAGUGACGCUCACGGACGACCCCGUCUCGAGAAAACUGGUCAAGGAGUGGGCGAUUCGGCGAAUGUACCACAACACGGCGGUUGUAUUCCGCGGAUUGCCAUCUUCGUGUGACGACGAUGUAUGCAUUACAUCGGUGGAGUAUUCGCAAUACGUGUGGGACGCUCCGUUGGAAGUGACACGUCGUAAAUGCUGCAACACCACAUGGACGACUUGUGCAAUUUCGACCAAUUUCGACCCUACUUCCGUAAAACUACAAACUAUAGCCAACACGUAG
Molecule: messenger RNA, 438 nt
Organism: Aphanomyces astaci
Lineage: Eukaryota; Oomycota; Saprolegniomycetes; Saprolegniales; Verrucalvaceae
Exons: 2
Coding region: 1-438 (145 amino acids)
Source: RefSeq, a predicted model, not a curated record